Oryza sativa Japonica Group (Japanese rice) is the source of this 709-nucleotide messenger RNA. The record is from RefSeq and is a predicted model, not a curated record. Lineage: Eukaryota; Viridiplantae; Streptophyta; Magnoliopsida; Poales; Poaceae.
UGUUGCGUGUGCCGUCACUACUGCGUGCGUACGUGAAGGAAAAUGGCGAGAAACGCCGCAACAGCAUGUAGUACUCUUCUUCUCCUAAUUGCAGCUGCAACGACGCUACUAGUACCAGCAGCCAGUGCGGCCAAGCUAGUGGCUGGCAAGGACGCUGCGACGGCGACGGCGGCGGAGGCGGCUCUUGGUAGCACCGUGGCGCCGUGGGUGGAGGCCGACGCCGGCGGCGUCGUCGGCGGGAUGAUGAUGGUGGCGGCGGCGGCAGGCAGCGUGGAGUACGGGCAUGGAGGAGUACACCACCGGCGCGUCCUGCAGGCGCGGGGUGGUGGCAACGUCAACCCGUCGCUGGUGGCCGACCGGCAGAGGUGCAUCGGCAGCUGCCCGGCGCGAGGGGGAUCGUACACCGGGAGGGGCAACCAGUGCAUCUACCACAACCGAUCGUGUUAAGUACGUACGUACCUCGCGACCGAUUUUGUUGGGCGCGUUGCCGUUGGAUAAUAAUCUUGGUGCAUGAUGAGAGACGUUGAGGAAAUGUUGACGUUGGAUGUUACGAACUUUCGGUCUAUACAGUAUAUAUGCUACCUUCUUCCUUUCUUCUUUUUUUGUGUGUGUGUGUGGUGGGGGUUACGAAUUGAUUGCCGUGAUAAUGAAUAUGUUACCAAUCUUGGUGAGUGGUCUACGGUAAAUAAAAAGAUUUCCGGUAGAAAUA